GGCAGCGGCGGCGGCAGCGGCUUCGCCCAGCUGCACAACCUGGACGAGGCGGCGGCGGCCACGGGCGGCGGCGUCGGGGCAGCGGCGGCCGAGGUGGCGGAGGAGCCGGGCGCAAGCAGCUCCUUGCACAUCUGCCACUGCUGCAACACGUCGUCUUGCUACUGGGGCUGCCGGAGCGCCUGCCUGCGGAACCUCUUCGGGCGGGCCGCCGCCACCGCCGCCGCCGAGCCGCUGGCCCCGCGCCCCCCCGCCGCCGCCGCCGAGGGGCCGCCGGAGGGCGGCGAGGCGGCCGAGCGGCCGUGGCUGGACUGCCUGUGGAUCGUGCUGGCGCUGCUGGUGCUGCUGGGGGACGUGGGCACGGACCUGUGGCUGGCGCUGCACCACUACGGCCGGCGGGACUACUUGUGGUGCGGCCUCACCCUGGCCUUCGUGCUGCUGCCCUCGGUGCUGGUGCAGAUCCUGAGCUUCCGCUGGUUCGUGCAGGACUACACGGGCGGCGGGCUGGGCGCCGUGCAGGGGCUCAGCAGCCGCGGGCCGCCCAUGAUGGGGGGGACCGCGGGCCGGCGCGGGGGACCCGCCGCCGGGGUAGGAGGAGCCGGCGGCACCGUCACCCCCGGGGCGCAGCGCCUCUGCAGGAUCUCCGUCUGGGUCUGGCAGUCCGUCAUCCACCUGCUGCAGAUGGGGCAGGUCUGGAGGUAUAUCCGAACUAUGUACCUGGGGAUCCAGAGCCAGAGGCGGAAGGAACACCAGCGGCGUUUCUACUGGGCUAUGAUGUACGAAUAUGCAGACGUAAACAUGCUGCGCCUCCUGGAAACGUUCCUCGAGAGCGCCCCUCAACUGGUGCUACAGCUCUGCAUAAUGAUCCAAAAGAACCGUGCAGAAACAUUACCAUGUGUGUCCUCUGUGGCCUCCCUGAUGUCCCUGGCUUGGGUGCUAGCCUCCUAUCACAAGCUUCUUCGGGACUCUAGGGACGACAAGAAGAGUAUGAGCUACAGAGGGGCCCUCAUCCAUGUCUUCUGGCGCCUCUUCACCAUCUCAUCCCGAGUUAUUUCUUUUGCUCUCUUUGCUUCCAUCUUCCAGCUCUACUUUGGGAUCUUUGUAGUGGUCCAUUGGUGUGCCAUGGCUUUCUGGAUCAUCCAUGGUGGGACAGAUUUCUGCAUGUCUAAGUGGGAGGAGAUCCUCUUCAACAUGGUGGUAGGGAUUGUGUACAUUUUCUGCUGGUUUAAUGUCAAGGAAGGGCGGACUCGAUACCGAAUGUUUGCGUAUUACACGGUGGUCCUGACGGAGAACGCUGCCUUGACGCUCCUUUGGUAUUUUUACAGAGAUCCUGACACCACUGACCACUAUGCCGUGCCAGCACUGUGUUGUGUCUUUCUUAGCUUUGCUGCUGGGAUAGCUUUGAUGCUGUUAUAUUAUGGUGUGCUGCAUCCCAUGGGGCCAAGAGCUAAGAUCUUUGCCAGCUCCUGUUGCGCCGAGCUGCUCUGGGGCAUUCCUUUGCCCCCCGAUGUUGAGCCCAUGGCACCCCAAACCCCUGGGUACCGGGGGGCCCAGGCUACGCCCACCAGAGCGGUCACGGAGCAACAGGAGGAACUCACAGCUGACACUUGCUUGCCCGUUUUCCAGGUGAGAGCAAUGGUACCAUCUACUCCAUCUGGGCGACCCUACCCCCCCGAGGGGCCUCUCAUUAAGAUUGACAUCCCAAGAAAAAGAUAUCCUGCCUGGGAUGCUCAUUUUGUAGACAGGAGGUUAAGAAGAACUAUCAACAUCCUCCAAUACGUCACCCCCACAGCUGUAGGUAUUAGGUAUAGAGAUGGACCUCUCUUAUAUGAGUUGCUACAAUAUGAAUCUUCACUUUAAAGCUCCUUAAAGCAAAAGUAAAAGAGGGGACCUUAUUUUUGUUUACGGUAAACACAGAUCAUGAAACAAACACAAACCUUCAGAUAAGCUUUCUUUCUGGUUGCUGUAUGUAUAAAAAAAAAAAAAAAGAUAUUCUCUAUGUUUUGUAAGUAAAAACAAAAAGAAAAACUUUUCUUUUGUUUUUUACACACAAGAAACAGUAUUUCAACUUCCACACCUAGGAUUCACAGGUGGAGAAGGAGGCAUCUCCACAUCAGUUUUAUACCGUACACCAAGUGUAGAACAUUAUUUAUGGGAUUGGUGCUGAUUGAAAAAUAAAAAAAAAAAAACAAACAAACAAACCUACAACUGCCUUAUGCCCUUAGGUGCUGAGUUUCAUUAAGUACUGUCACCUUUCUCAUGCAAAACUCUUUGAUGAUUAUAUGCCAGGAAAAAAAAAAUAAAAACCAACCAUCCAACUGAAAUGCAAACCUUAAAAUUAAAAAAAAAAAAAAAAUUAACAACAACAAAAAGAGAGAAAUGUAUGAAAAAAACAUAAAUCCUGUUGCUCUUAUUGGAUUUAGCAGAAAAAACCCUCCAAAUGUCUAAAUAUAAGAAAGCAAAGAUAAGAAAGCAAAGAUAAGAAAGCAAAGCCAAGACAACCCCAAUGGAGUUUGAUUUUUCCAACAGCUGAAAGACAAAAUCAGGUCUGUAAGAUAAUUUGGCAAGGAAUUUAUAACACCAUUGGGCCAAGCCUUGACCGAGUCGUGUUAUAAAAAUGAUCCCACCCUGGAACCGUUUUCCUCAUGGAAAUGGACCCUGUACAAAGGUGGGAUUGUACCAGAUCAGUGGGAAAAUACAGGAUCUGAUCUUGUUCCCAGCACCUGCUCGUGAUAAAGCCCCACUGUCUCCAGUGGAGCAAAUACCAACAGUCUGAGCCCAGAAUAAGGCCUGCCACCUUGAUUUCUGGAAAACGAGAAAUUAUCAGAAUUAUAAACCAAAAACAUGAUCCGAAAUUACAUUUCCACAUAUCUAAUAAUUAUUCCAGUAAUAAUAAAACUCAGCAUGGUAGCAAAAAGCGAGUCAAUUUAAAGGCACAAUACUUGAUCAGUGACUGGCAAAAUAAUUUGACCUACUGUAUCAUUUUAAGGCUGUGAAAGGCAUACAUGUAUUAUUUGUAAUCUCGUGUAAGACCUGUCAUGUCUCAUUCAGUGCGAGCCUUAAAGUGAUUGUAAAGCAUCCUUCGUUCCAUUUUGGGGAUUUUUGGGUUUUGAUUUUUUGUUUUGUUUCUGUUUUGUUUUUAAGGAAAACAAAACAUGAAAAGUCGGGAUUAAAAAAAAACACAAAAACACAAAAACAAACAACAACAAAACAACCAACAAAACUUCUUCAAACGGUAAUAACCUGUAAAACUGACUCACGUCUCGAGAUGAUUUGGUGCUUUGUAUUUUUGUUGAUGUUGUUGUUGUGAUUUAGCUGAGAAAAUUCUUCGACUCGGUUACAUGUGGGGAACUGCUGAUAAAAACUGUCUCGUGUCACCCUCUACUGUAAGUACAUGGCGAGAAACAACAACCAGAGGAAAUCCAAGAGCGUAGCGAGAGCGCCGUGGUUUAGCUUAGCCUUCCACCGCCAGGAGAUGCUGCCACCUCCGAUGCUGGCAAAGACCAGACGGUCCUGCCGAGGGCUGUGGGGUUGUCUUGACAUUUCCAAAUAACCCGCUCGGUGUCUGAACAUUUUCAUCUCUCUCGGAUUCUCUUUCUGUGCUGGAAUCUCUUGGGUUCUUUUCGAGUUAAAUCACCGGGUUUGCAUCUAUCCGACACCCUUUUUCCAUUUUGAGAGUAUUGCUCCUUUAAAGGAAUAUUCCCAUUUCAGGGCAUCUUUUCAAUCCCACCAUGCCUCUACUUGGGAGGGGAAAAACAACAACAACAAAAUGAGAUAUUUUUAAGUGAAUGCUGUAGUAUUUUCUGUGUGUAAUUGCAAUUUUUUAUUCCAGAAAUACUGUAACUGUCUAGGGUGCAAAACUCCCAUGCUGACCUAUUCUGAAGAGAAGAUCAGCAUGGGGGGGAUAUUUUUUAAUUAUGAUUAUGAUUUUUUUUUAAUUUCAGAAAUCAGUUGGUUUUUUUAAUUAUGAUAGUAUUUAAAGAAACUAGUACCAAUUUUAUAUAACAGUUUAAAGAAGCUGAAUGCUUUCUUCGCCUGAAUAUACCUGAAGAGAAACAUUUUUUUCAAUCAGUGAUCCUUUGCAGUGUUCUGAGAAAACGUUGGGGUUUCUUCAGUUGUUUCAUUUUGUUUUGUAAAGGAAACUUUUAACUGGUGUCUGUCCCUUUCAAGGAGGGCAGGACUCCUUCACGCCAAACUAUAGACACACAGCAAAGUUUAUACAAAGCCAAAUUGUCACUGGUACUGUAAUUCCCAGUCAAACUCCAUUUCAGGCAGAUGUUUCUGGGCUCUGAUUACAACCAAUGUGAUGGUCACAUUUUCAUGCAAAGGGAGGGAUUUGGUCUUGUCAUCCUCUAUCUAACUCCCCAGUCCCUUGUUUGCUGUGCACAUAAAUACAUAUAUAUAUAUAUACACACGAACUGAUAUAUAUUUGUGAAAAGCUUUCAUUUCCCUUCUCCAUUGUCUAUGCCCCACAGACAGUCCCUUCCCAAGUGUCCUACUAACAUUUCACCCUGUUUCUCCCCGAUCAGUGUACUGUCUCCAUAAAAAGAGGUAAUUGUGAAGUGAACUUGCUGUCCCCACCUACUGAGUCCUAAAAACAUGGAGGUGCCCAUCCUCCAGUGACAGGCCUGUGUUUUUCAUUCCAGAACUUUCUUUUGACUUGCCUUUAAUGUUAGUGUAGACUUAUGUUGAUCCAAUUCCCCAUGUAAAGGCUCCCCUUGGUCCUUGCGUGAAGAGCUCUCCUCCCCGCAUCUGCAUUUGCGUGGCAAAAGCAUGAGAAAGGAAUGGAUGGCUAACAGCCCUGCUGUUCCUCGGGGACCAUUUUCCAGGAGGUGGCAUCUUUGUUUUCAAAAGCAUCAUAAGAAGGUCCUGCUCCCCAAACUCAUCAGCCUUGAGGUCUGGAGAUGUGGUGCCCAUCACUGGCCCCAUUGAACAGCCGGACCCUUCCCACCAGGACGGUGACAACGAGCCAAGGCACAGUCACCAGGUGCCAGGAGGAGGAGGAGACCCUUCAGUGUUGCCUCUCAUGAGCAACUCCAGCCUGCCUUCCCUCAGGAACGGGAUCUUACUCCACACCACCACACCAACAGCCGUCGCCUCCGCCCCGUGCCAGGAGUGAAGGGGCAAAACACUCUGGAAGUGUCCUUACUUCUCAAUACAGUGCUAACUUCUCACAACCAAACCAGCUUAACCAAGGGCUUGACACAUCCCUGUUCCAAAGUCCUCCUCCUCUGUGGCUCAUAGUGUGGAUAACAACAAGGCAGGUGCCUCCACUGCGAGUUAAGACUGUUUCAUUACUUGUAUAAACUUUCUGCCUCUGCUUCUCCUUUCUUUGAAUGAUAUCCACCGGCAUCUUCAUUUAGCAAAGGAUUUCCAGGGAGAGCCUGUGUCAACCCUGAAGAACUAUUUCUUUUUCCAGGACUUCAUUACAGCCUUAACAUAAAGCACGUGCUCUGCCACUACUCCCAGCAUGUUCCUGGUGGACUGUUUGGGGUGGUGACCAUUUCCUUUUGGGAUUACCUGUGAUCUUCUUGCCAAACAGCGCCUUUUGCCAAGACAAAAGCUUGGGGUGGAAAACUACCCCAGCUCCUUAUUGGUACUAGUCCCAGUGCUAAGAGUCUCAUCCUCUCCUCCUGUUUUACUUUUUUGCCCUUUGAUUUUUUUUGUGUGCACUUUUGCAGGAUGGUCAGCAACUUGUUUUGGUUUCGCUUGGAUUUUAACUCCUCAGCUUUUCCUCAGUACCUUUUUUUAUACCAUAUCCCACCUUCUGGCCAGAAGAUACUGCAUGAGGAGCUCUUCAAACUGCCAUGGAGAAGGUUGAGCCUGUAUUUAUCCACAUCACAAGACCAGUGGGCAACUUCUCUGGCACAUUUGUGGUGCUGGAUUCAGCCUGGGAUCAUCUAAACCAGCCAACUUUCCCAUGCCAGGGCAAUGCUGAGGCACGAGGGCUCCACCAUCCCGACUGUUAUUGUUCAAACCUCCCCUGGCAUGGUUUUGACCCACUCCAAGGAGCCCUGGGCUCAGGCACAGCUUGCCCAGUCUUUGGCACUGGCCAGGGACCGUCCCCAAUCAGCAGUUUGGAUGCAUCUGCUCCAUAUCAGGGGUGGAAGAUUUUAGGAGUCAGUAUGGAGCCAGCACUACUCGGCUUCAUGGCCAGAAUGGAUCCUGGAAGUGCUAAACUUCCUGGUAAAGAUGUAACUCCGUGCCACAGACCAGGAUUCAGGAUGUGGUGGAGUACGUCAGCUCCGAUCUGGCAUUUUUGUCUUUUCUGCCUGAUUCAAUGGAAAAGUUAUUUUUCAGUUCCCUUUGUUCCUUUUUCUGAGGUUGUUUUGCAAACAGCGUCACUUUUACGGCUCGGAUGUCAACCCAUCCAUCCCUCCAUCCAUGUCAGAUGGAUGGCAUGUUUACUGUGAUAGUGUUACACAUCCAUAGGCAGCUAAUUUGGAGACAGGAAUCGUUCAGACCAGACCAAAUCAACAAUGGGAACACAGGAAUUACAAGGUCCCUGCCCAUGCCCUUGUCAUGCUUUGCCACCCAACACGAGGCAUUUUUCAUCUGCAGCAAAUCCAACCCGAACUGCAGAAAAGGAGCUAAUGGUGAAUAAUUACCAGUGAAAAGUACAAGUGAGACACCCAUUUAAAGUGUAAAUAUAUAUUUUUUCAGUGUUUGGGAUUGGAGCUAAUUCUGUGCUUCACCCUGUCCUUUUGUGCACCUGCCAAAAGUCAGCAGUCAUUUGCAUGUAUUUUUAUUUAAAGCUGACUGGAUGAAACAGGGCAAAAUUAAAUCCAAGCUUUAGUGAAUGGUCUGCUAAAAGCUGGCUCACAAGGGGAGCAUUGCUAUUGACUUUCAGAGUGCAAUCACCCCGUGCUCUUCAGAUAUAUUUUUGUACACACAAGAUUCACUUCACAAUUUAUCCCACCCCUGGCCCCUGCAUGUCACACCUGUCACAUGCACACCUGCAGCAUGACUAAACCUCCUGAAGAAAAUGUGGUCUGAGGUUAGUCCAGCAUGGUUUCAUUGAAGCUCAGAGGUGCUUUGAAAAGGAAAACUUACUACUGUGCAUUUGCAAAACCUUUUAGUGCCUGCUUGCUGGGCAGCUUGGGCAGGAGACAAUUUGGAAGCUGCCAGAGUCAGUGGAAAAUUGUGGAGACAGGCUUUCCUAGGAUUUUUCCUUCUUUUACUGGGUUUGCUUUUCUCUGGGUUCUGUUCAGAUCCAAUGUGGUCCUGCAAAAGAAAACCCACCAGAAAAUGAAAACCCAAAUAACCAUGACAAAAUAAGGUCUAUGCCAAUCCCCACAGAAGCUGAGGUGGCUGACGUAGGACGGUAGGGGUGAUGUGAACUCCGCUGUGGACCCUUUGCUUGCUGGAGCUUGCAUGCUGUUCUUUUGGCAGUUGUCUCAAGCCCUGGGGGCUUUGGGGAUGGUGCUUUCCCAGGGUUUUGAUUGCUGGUUUUAUUUUUCCUUGGAGCUCAGGUGUAUUCUGGUGCAGAGAAUCUCAGCCUGGUUUGAACGAGGAGAACUUGAGGCUAUCCCAAAUAGACGUGGGCAAACCUUUCACUGUGUGCAGAACACAUUUCCAGACCUUUGGGUACCGCUAGAGAUUGUUGCAAUCCACUUAAUUCUUCAUGAGCAUGUUCAGAAUCGCUUCAUUGUUCUGUUGUGUUUGAACUUGGGAAUAACGGUGUGGUGACUCUUUCCUGUUGAGGUGUGAUGUGAAGAAAGGGAGGAGCCUUCCUGCUGUGCUGGAUUUUGCCUGUGUUCAACCCUUGUUCCUUACUUGAAGCUCAGACAGUGGGAUAAUGAGAAAAAUGGGAAAAUAAGAUGACGGAUUGCUGCAUAUGUUCCAUUGGUUCUUCACUGAUGAGGAGGGACGCAAUUGGUGACAAUUAAAAUAAAUCUGCAUAAACCAUCUGGACCUCAGUGUAUAUUCGAACAUGCACAGAACCCAACUGGAAAGUGAUGUUGUUGAUAAAAUAAUGUGGAUAUCAUUUCCUGUCGUAUACUAAAAACCUAAAAAACAAACCAAACAAAACCAAGCCCUGGAAACGGAAAAAAAUUAUUUGAGAGCAUAAACCUUCCUGUGCCCUCCCCAUUCCUUUGGGACACAUGCAGCAAGGCACUGUUUGAAAGCCAGGCACUUUGUAAUCCGUGGAGUUAAUUGGAUUUGUGCAAUGCUGUGUUUGUCAGAUGGUCUCUUACAGCGAGCAUAGAAAGUGGCCACGGUCUAGAAGUCAUUGCAGAUUUUUGGGUGACAGUACUCCUGGGUUUCGACCCCAGCUCUGCCACGAAGUUGCUGUGUAACCUUGGGCAAGUCAUUUAACCUUUCUGUGCCUACAGUUUACCCAUCUGUACAUGGGUAUAAUAAUAUUUACCUACCUCACAGGGGUGUUGUGAGGCUUAAGUUAAUGCGUGUGAGAGGUGCUGGAAGUGCACCGUGAAAAUUUCAUUCUUGCUGGGUUUGUGCUGUUGUGGGGGAUGAGCAGUGAAGGGGUGGGUUACAACAUGCAGAAGGAAAACCUGCUGGUGCUUGUCUUGAGAAAGUGAUUUGAAGUCUUUUCUCUCCCCAAAAGCAAGGAACGGAGAAAAUUGUUGUGCACCAACUGAACAGCCUUGCUUUCCUGGUCAAAUAUAACAGCACUAUUUGCAAUAUUAUUUUCUUACACAACAGGUGACCUUUCCCUUUUCCUUGCUGUUUCUGAAAACUUGAAACUAAAGAUGACAAAAGUAUUUCUGAACCGAACAGAUUACUGAUGAAUACUUGAAUUUCUUUAAAAGUUGCUCUCAUCAGCCACGGUUAAAUGUGCACUAACCUUUCAAUCAUCAGCUUCCAUCUGAAUACAGUGAAAAAUUUGCUCACGCUGUUUUGGAAUAGCCUGGACCUUAUUUGGGAGGCUGGUAAUGCUGAGGACUCUUGUAGGCAUGGGAAAACUAGUGUCUCAACUGAUACACACGUGAAAAAAAAUCUUUUUUCUCUUUCUGUUUUUGCCUUUUAAGUUCCUUGACUGCCUAAGACAGCACAAUAAUUGCAGUUUACUUGUUUGUACAGUAGCUUUUUUUUUUGGUUUUUUGGUUUUUGAACUGUUUCCUUACACAAAGGGCGAAGGUGGGAUGUGAAAGGAAAAAAUAGACCCAACGCUGCUCCCGCGCAACUCUUCCCGAAGUCCCUGCUUUCCUGGAGAAAAAACCUGCGCCACAUCUAGAGAGACCAGGCCAGGCUGCCUUCACCGUCCUCCCACAGGCAAAACUUCCCUUGCCACCUGUGGGAGUUUUGGCUGUUGGUUCCAUGUCCAUUGAGGUGGAUUCAUCCCUGGUUGAGCCCCAAACCCCUCGGGUGAAAGCUGGGAUAAUUUUCUUUAGAAUGAGAGAAGGGAUCCAGUUCAUUGCUCCAAAUGUCACCACUGGUCAGAUGAUUCAGAAGGGGAAAAACAUGUGAUAGAAAGCCUGGGGUUUAGGGAUUUUUUUGUGUUUUUAUUGUCUAAGUGUCCUGACCAUUAUAUGAUGUCUCUUGUGGGAAUGCAAUGCCAGGCAGGAGUCCCUGCUCCCUUUUAGAGAAGCUUUGUGAAGUCUGCUCACGCACUCCUUAUCUCCUUACUCAGGCAAAACUCCUGGGUUUUGUUGUUGGGUCUCCUUUUCUCUCCUGAGUAAGGACUGUGGAGUUUGGUCUGUUUGGGAUCACUGGGAGGUGUUUCAGGUGGCCGUUGUCUUCUCUGGCCCAAGACUUGCUUUGCAUGAAGCAAGAAGGAAACUCUGUCUUGAUCUGCCACGUACCUUCCCUGUCCCUUCUCCUAUCCACCAUGAGGAGGGAGUUCAAAAUCUUCUGGCUACAGGGGCCAGGCUCUUCCACCUGAAUUUCCAGGCAGCUGCACAUCUUCCUGCUGGGGCAGAGCAAAUUUAGAAGCCCCACUCCUGAAGAUGGGCCGUCGCUCAUCCGCAUCAGCUUUGGGUCUGCUCCUUCCCCGUCCUUCUCCCCAGCCAUUUCUUUGCCCUGUUUUAAGCACUCAGCUAGGUGCUUCUGGGUUCUUUUUACUGCUUCUGUUCCAAAAAAAUUUAAAAAAAAAGAUUGAAGUUGGGAAAAAACAGCAAUGUAACUCCUUCGGUGCUAUGCUAACUACUUUGUUUGACCCAACCAAAUGCUGGCCAACAAACAGAUAUUCCCUCUUUGUCCUGAAAAGCACCGCACAUCUGUGUCUUGAACAGGGAUGGACUGAGAGGGCUGAGAGAGGGCAAGUGUGGUUUUGAAAGCAAUUGAAGUCUCAUGUGUAUCUGGUAAAGCAGAAAGAUGUAGGUGCAGACUGCUUUCAAAGCUCGUUGUCGCCCACCUUGUGGAAUUAAAUAGGAUAUAGCCUAUCAGGU
This is a messenger RNA of Corvus hawaiiensis (hawaiian crow), 10349 nucleotides long. It is a transcript of the gene XKR6, whose product is annotated as XK related 6. Lineage: Eukaryota; Metazoa; Chordata; Aves; Passeriformes; Corvidae. Gene Ontology annotation, biological process: phosphatidylserine exposure on apoptotic cell surface; engulfment of apoptotic cell; apoptotic process involved in development. Gene Ontology annotation, cellular component: plasma membrane. The transcript has 3 exons. The record is from RefSeq and is a predicted model, not a curated record. The annotation marks the transcript as partial.